AUGAGUUUUAUUGAUCCCCAACAAAUGCCAACGAUUCCCAUCUAUCGAGUGACAGACUCUACGGGUAAAUUCAUCGAUUCGGCUCAGGACCCGAAUCUAGAUAAGGAAUACGCGAUAAAAGUGUACAAAAAGAUGUUAUUGUUGGAGUCGAUGGACAAGAUUUUGUACGAUUCGCAACGACAAGGACGUAUUUCAUUUUAUAUGACAAAUUCCGGUGAAGAAGUUAGCAGUUUGAAUUUUAUCGCGUUUGUUUGA
This is a messenger RNA of Anisakis simplex (herring worm), 255 nucleotides long. The record is from the annotation of a GenBank genome assembly. NCBI's taxonomy places the organism in Eukaryota, Metazoa, Nematoda, Chromadorea, Rhabditida, Anisakidae.